Messenger RNA from Polychytrium aggregatum, 1163 nucleotides. RefSeq lists its product as uncharacterized. The transcript is spliced from 2 exons. The record is from RefSeq and is a predicted model, not a curated record. NCBI's taxonomy places the organism in Eukaryota, Fungi, Chytridiomycota, Chytridiomycetes, Polychytriales. The coding region runs from base 180 to 806 and encodes 208 amino acids.
GGUACCUGGACCCACCCCCGGCCAUUCAUCCGUGAUCCGUGUCCUGUCUCAUCGCCUCUGUCUGCGAUCCGGCGCUCUCUCUCUCUCUCUCUCGCCCUGCCGUUUGUGCUAAUCCCGCUACUGCUCUGCUCCGCUCUGCUCGCCGCCUCGUCUGCGUCUGCCUGAUCCUCAACUUCAUCAUGGUCUUCAAGCGUCACAUUCUGCACGAUGGCGACGAUGUGGUCACUCUCAAACGUAUCAAAGCCCAUCCGCACUUUUCAGUCGCAUCCAGCGCCAUCCCAAACAUGCCCGCAUACGGCGGCGAUGUCAUGAUGGAUUGCUCAUCGGCUCUCCCGCAGCAGUCCGUCUACGACCGACCCAUCAUCAAGCCCAGAGGCUCGCGCACCCCGUCGAUCCACAACACCUACGAGGCUCUCACGGCCCUCAUUGUGUCGUAUCGCGCAAGAUUGAGCGAGCUCUGCCAGUUCAUCCAGCUCUGCGAGCACGACCAGGCCUCGACCGGCGGUCGCUCCAUCCAGCUUUCUCAGCUUGACGAGUGCGAAGCAGCCAUUGCACGGCUCCUCAAGGACCUGGUUCUGUUUUCUCGUCGCACCAGCCAAGUGUCGUCCAGCUACGAGUACAUCAUCUCCCACGAGAUCCAGACGCUCAGAAAGCAGACCCACGAGACCUUCCUGCGCCUAUGCUGGCUCUGCCGCGAUGCCAGCCCGACCCCGAACCACAUCCAUCCGUGUCUCCAAGAGAACGGCGUCUCUGUCGAAGAGUUUCUGCAGUCCCACUGGCAGCAUCAGGAAAUCCAUAGCCACUGAGCCUUUUCAGCCUUGCUUCUUGUAUAGGCACUGCUCCACCACCGGCGUCGCUGACUUGCUCGAUGGAUGCCCUCCUUUCUCUCCCACUCAAUUUCUUCCGCUCUCUGUUUCUUAUUUAUUAAUACGACGUCCUCUCGAUUGCCAUCGGCGCUCACGCGCGAAUUCUCUGCAUGUCGUCGCCCCCUUCGAAUUGCUUCGCUUUGCUUUGCUCCCUCUGUCCUAGACAGCGCAUCUCUGCGCUUUAUAUCCCUCUACCUUCUUCUAAAGAAUCUGCUCUCCCUGUAUUUGUUUAGCUUCUCUCUCUCCCUAUCCUUGCAUGUAUCUUCCUUUCUAUGGCCACCGAGCGACUUGGUGCAU